UCUGAGGCGGAGUGUCUGCUGACGGUGAACCGUCUUGGCGCCCUCGAGACUUCAGAAAAGUUGACCAGUUUCGUCAAGCGAAACGACCGUUCCUCAACGGCCUUUUUCACCAAAACAGGGCUGGAUCAUGCUGCCUCUGGACAAGGCUCAACAGCGGAAGAGGAGGAAGGAGUGAAAGGGGAAAAAGAGGAAAAAGAAGAAGAGAAGAAUGAGGAGGAGGAGGAGGAGGAGGAGGAGGAGGAAGAAGAGGAGAGAAAAGAGCGUCAAGGGCUGGGCGACUCGGCGUCGGAUACUCACUCAACUCUGCUCUCUUCCGACCAGUUGGCUUGGCACUCGCAGACCGUCUGGCAGACUCUCGCCGGUCUCGCCGAGUCCGCCGCUCUCGUCACGCAGACUCAACACGCCGAACGACUGGCCUCGGUCGCCUCGAGAAGCCUUCACUUUGGCCGGUCGGCCUUCGGUACCGACUCUGUAGACGGCCCGGCUCGGCGAGUUCCGGCUCCUGGAAACUGGUGGGCUGGACUGUCGACGCUGUUGCGUGUCGGCAUAACGACUCGAGCCACGGAGACAGCCGAUCUGGCCGCCAGCGGUCUCGAAGGCACCGAUCGCCAAGACGUCGGAGCAGAGACGAGAGGACCUUCGGCGGUCUCGCUGUCCUGUCACAAUCUGACGUCGGAUGUUGGUCAGGCGAACUGUGCAGCAACCAAACUGGUAACCGGAUUGCUUCGUAGUCAAGGUGGAAGAAAAAGGAUUUUCAUCUAA
This is a messenger RNA of Protopolystoma xenopodis, 762 nucleotides long. The record is from the annotation of a GenBank genome assembly. Lineage: Eukaryota; Metazoa; Platyhelminthes; Monogenea; Polystomatidea; Polystomatidae.